AUGCCGGUCGCCAAGAAGCCGGUCUCCAAGAAGCCGGUCGCCAAGAUAUCGGCUGCCAAGCGGUGUGCAGCAAAGAGAUCUGCAAGUUCAAGUAGUAGCGGUGCAGCGCGCCGCCGUAAGCGAGCCGCUGUUGACAAGACCACAGCGCAGGAUACUACCCCAGCUGCUGUUCCGGAUGCAGUUGUUCCAGAUAUUACUGAUAUUGAUAUUCCGGAUGUGGAGGAUACUGGUCCGGAUACUACUCAAGAACCGGUUUCGGAGGUGACGACGACGAGUGCUGAGGUUACUUCCGACGAUGGUACAACGGCCGGGCGAUCGCUGCUUGAUGCGUUUGGUUCGGACGACUUCUUAGAUGCUUUUUGUAGAGAUCGUUUGUUUGGCCCUCUGGAAUCGGAUGAUUUGAAUGUGGGCGAGGUAGACUGGUUGCUUGGCCUGGACUCUGACCUUGAAGGGGAUGAAGAGUCAAUGCUUCACGAUGAAGACAACAACGCUGAUCUCGUGGAAGAUGACACAGAGGUUUCAGCGGAUGAAGUGGAUGAAGAACCUGUCACGUUCGAGCUUGAUGCUGGUGAUCUGGACCGCCUUCAAGAGGAGGAGUGGAACUACUUUGACGAGCGGCACAGUGGGCAAGUUCAAGUGGAUGCUGCUCCGCUCUACGACGGACCAAGCAGUCCAACUAAAGCUGCUUUGGCUUAUGCCGAAAACCCGUUGGCAAUAUUCUACUUCUUCCUACCCAAAGAACUGUGGCGUCGGAUUGCUGCUGAGACGAACAAGUAUCGCCUCGAUAGUGUUGACGAAGUCACUCAAGGCAUACGCCGACGUGCUCUCGAGAAGCGGUUGACGACCCCGUCCACAACUGUUCUGUCUGUAGAGGAGUAUCGGGUCAAGUUGCGACGCAAGAACAGCAUGUAG
Molecule: messenger RNA, 912 nt
Organism: Phytophthora nicotianae INRA-310
Lineage: Eukaryota; Oomycota; Peronosporomycetes; Peronosporales; Peronosporaceae
Exons: 3
Coding region: 1-912 (303 amino acids)
Source: RefSeq, a predicted model, not a curated record